CUGCGCGCGGCGCUCGGACCCCGGCCAUGGCUCACAGGCCUAAAAGGACUUUUCGGCAGCGUCCAGCCGAUUCCAGCGACAGCGACGGCGCCGAGGAGCCGUCUGCUGAGCCAGAGACGCCGAAAGGGCAGACGGCCCCGGGAUCUGCGGAGGAAGGGCCUCCCUCUGGAGGAGGCCGCAGGGAGGCGGCGGGACAGGCGCGCGGAGUCCGGGGUGCUCGGGGCCGGAGCCGGGGCCGGGGCCGGGUCUGGGCGAGUUCCCGGCGCGCCGUGGUAGCGGCCCCGCGCGUGGACGGCGGCACGGGCGUCCCAGUCCUGUUAGAAUCCAGAACAGUUGAUCCUUCAUCAGAUGAAGAGGCUGAAAUGCAUCAUUCCUUAGAGAGUAAGGAUGAUCAGAGUUCAUUGUCUGACAGCUCUGACUCUCUAGAAGAAAAUGAGUUCUCAUCGACAGGUAAGAUCCCUGAUGCAGCUUUUAUUCAGGCAGCCCGUAGAAAACGAGAAUUGGCCAGGGCCCAAAAGGACUAUAUUUCUUUGAAUGUAAAACAUACCUUCACCGUCUCUGGUGUGAAGAGAAACAGCGAUGAAGAUCUUGAGAGUGAGCCUGAUGACCAUGAGAAGAGGAUGCCAUUUACCCCAAAGCCUCAAACACUUAAACAAAGAAUGGCUGAAGAAACAACAAGCAGAAACGAAACAAGUGAAGAAAGUCAGGAAGAUGAAAAUCAGGAUAUUUGGGAACAUCAACAAAUGAAGAAAGCAGUUAAAAUCAUAGAGGAAAGAGACAUAGAUAUUUCUUACAGCAGUAGAUCUCGAACAGUGAAGAAGUUUGAUACUUCUACUUCAUUUCCACCAGUAAAUUUAGAAAUUAUUAAGAAGCAGUUAAAUACCAGACUAACAUUACUACAGGAAACUCAUCGCUCACACCUGAGGGAAUAUGAAAAACAUAUACAAGAUGUCAAGAGCGCAAAGAAUACGAUCCAGCACCUAGAGGGUUCAUCAGAUCAAGCUCUAAAUUAUAAAUUCUAUAAAAGCAUGAAAAUUUAUGUGGAAAAUUUAAUUGACUUUCUUAAUGAAAAGAUUGUCAACAUCCAAGAAAUAGAAUCAUCCAUGCAUGCACUCCUUUUAAAGCAAGCAAUGACCUUUAUGAAACGCAGGCAAGAUGAAUUAAAACAUGAAUCAACGUAUUUACAACAGUUAUCACGAAAAGAGGAGACAUCAACGGAUGGAAACUUUGCUUUAGAUGAAAAAACUCAAAGGAUUUUAGAAGAGAUUGAAUCUCGAAGAACACAAAGAAGAAAAGCAAGGGUGCUUUCUGGGAAUUGGAACCAUCAGGAAGGGACAUCUAGUGAUGAUGAGCUGUCUGCAGCAGAGAUGACUGACUUCCAAAAAUGCCAUGAUGAUAUUAUACAGAAUCAGAAGAAAGUUUUUGAAGAUGUCCAUGAAGAUUUUUGCAAUAUCCCCAAUAUUUUGUUGAAAUUUCAGCAAUGGCGAGAGAAGUUUCCUGAUUCUUACUACGAGGCUUUCAUUAGUUUAUGCAUACCGAAGCUUUUAAAUCCCCUAAUACGAGUUCAGUUGAUUCAUUGGAAUCCUCUUAAGUUAGAUUCCAUAGGUUUAAAACAGAUGCCAUGGUUCACAUCUAUAGAAGAAUUUAUUAAUGGAGGUGUGGAAGAUUCAAAGAAGGAAUAUAGUUCAGAUAAAAAAAUCUUGUCUGCUGUCAUCAACAAAACAAUUAUCCCCCGACUCACAGACUUUAUAGAAUUCAUUUGGGAUCCCUUGUCAACCUCACAGACAACAAGUUUAAUAACACACUGCAAAAUGAUUCUUGAAGAAUUUUCCCCUUAUGAAAAUGAAGUUAAUAAAAGCAAACAGGACUUACUUAAAUCCAUUGUUUCAAGAAUGAAGAAAGCAAUAGAAGAUGAUGUUUUUAUUCCUCUUUAUCCAAAGAGUGCUAUAGAAAACAAAACAUCAUCACAUUCAAAGUUCCAAGAAAGACAAUUCUGGUCAGGUCUAAAGCUGUUCAGUAACAUUCUUGUCUGGAAUGGACUCGUCCCAGAUGACACCUUGCGAGAGCUUGGACUAGGGAAGCUGCUGAACCGUUACCUUAUUGUAGCUCUGCAUAAUGCUGUCCCUGGGCCAGAUGUUGUGAAAAAGUGUAACCAAAUAGCAGCAUGUCUACCUGAAAAAUGGUUUGAGAACCCUGCCAUGAGGACAUCUCUUCCCCAACUAGAAAACUUCAUUCAGUUUUUACUGCAGUCUGCACAUCAGUUAUCUAGAAGUGAAUUCAGGGAUGAAAUUAAAGAGAUGAUUCUUAUUCUGGUGAAAAUAAAAGCUUUGAAUGAAGCAGAAUCCUUCAUAGAAGAAUAUCACCUAGACCAUCUUAAAUCACUAAUUAAUGAAGUUUGAGUAAACAAUAGAAAAGUGCUAAAAU
This is a messenger RNA of Otolemur garnettii (small-eared galago), 2424 nucleotides long. RefSeq names its product GC-rich sequence DNA-binding factor 2 (gene GCFC2). Gene Ontology annotation, biological process: mRNA splicing, via spliceosome. NCBI's taxonomy places the organism in Eukaryota, Metazoa, Chordata, Mammalia, Primates, Galagidae. Bases 27 to 2399 code for a protein of 790 amino acids. The record is from RefSeq and is a predicted model, not a curated record. Gene Ontology annotation, molecular function: DNA binding. Gene Ontology annotation, cellular component: nucleus. The transcript has 17 exons.